CAACAACCAAACAAUGUAUUGUUAAAAUACAUCUAUUGCAUCAAUACAUGCAUUAAUAUUAUGGUGAUUCAUUACAAUGCAACGAUUUAACAUUUCGCAACUUCCAAACAACCCCUAAAUACAUAAGUUCUAAAUCCAAAAUUAAAAAAUAAUCCACUGAAGGCAUAUAUUCUUGAAGCACAGAGAUCAUCCGGAAUCAGUAAAAAACUAGUAGGGAUUGAACGUCCCAAGUUCUAUCUCAGUUCAAAAUACCAAUUCAAGAUGGAGGAACCGUUACCGAUACAAAUAUAAAAUAAUCAAAGUUCUGAAAAGAAGAACCGGAAAUCAACAGUUACACAAAUUGAAAAUAAAUUGGGCUCGGGCUGGCUGGGGGCACUGCUGGGCCUAACGUCUCUCUUCCAAUCUAACGGCUCUAUUUUGAUUUUCCCCCCUUUCGAAACUCUCACCCACCCACCACACCAUCAGAUUUCAGAUCCCCGUUCCAUUCUCCCCCUCUCUCUCUCUCUCUCUCCUUCCCAAUUUGAAUUCUCCUCUCUGUAUCUCUCUCUCUCCCACCAUAAAUCCCAACAAAUCAUUACUUUACCUUUCCCCACAAAUGUCGUCUUCUUUUCCUUGACCCUUCCCCCUGUCUCUCCAAACUCUCCCCCUUUCUUACCCACCAGUAAACAAUUUCCCGUCUCCUUCUUCAAUCAAUUUCUUCGCCGUCGGAAAAAAAUGGGGACUUGUUGUAGCAAGAAAACCGUCUCCUCUUCAGUCAACAAUGCGGCCACAUCAUCAUCAUCAUCUCCUUGUCCGGGUGAACCGAUGGCCAAGGCCGGAGAGCAGAAGCAGUCCGUCAAGGUCGUUAAAAACGAAGUCUCACCGGCGGCGGAUGACGACAGCUCGAAGAAGAAGGAGAUAUUCGUGAUAAAGCACAGGAACAGCCACGACAGCGGCAACAAUAACAAACCGCGCUCUUCCUCCUCCCCGGAAAUUUCGGGAUCCGAUAACGGCGCCGUUAGCAUCGAGAACGGGAAGGUCGACGGCGUGAGCGGUCUCAGCGCUGCUGCUGCGGCGGUGAGGACCUCUAGCUGCAGUAAGGAGGAAGUGGAAGCCAUUCUCAUCCAGUGCGGGAGGCUCAGCCGGAACAACUCCUUCGGCACCGCCGGGAAGUCUUCUCCGGCGAAGAGGAAAUACAGCGGGUCUAAGAGGAGCUUCGACUUCGACGAGCAGAACGACAGGGAUCUCGGUCAGGAGGAAGACGGCGGGGACGAGAGGAGAGACAGCAGAAGGCAGCACCGUCACCGCCAAUCCAGCCGGAACUCCUCGCCUGCUUCUCAGGCGAGGAGGAGGACGCCCAGUAGGGAGAGGGAACAGCGCUCCGGAAGCAGAGAGAGAGGCCCUGGCGGCAGCGGGAGUGGACGGCGGGUUAGUAGAUCUCCCGGGAGAAGAUCUGAGAGCAACACCGCCGCCUCUGCGGCGGCGAACGCUGGCAAUUCCAUUGCUAACAACAACAACAACAACAACAAUAACAAUGGCAAUGGGAAUAAGCCGCCUGGGAAAAUGGUCUCCGUCCCGCCUACAGUUUCCUCUGCUCCUUCUUCCAAUAAAUCCAAUUCCAAUAACAACAACAAUGGCGUCGAAGCUGCACAGGCAGCAAACAGCAGCGGAAUCAAACGGAUUUCCGUGAAGAGGAACGCUGGUGGGGAAGCUCCUGCUGCUGCGGGUUCCAGGAGUGUGGCGUCUCCCCGUUCAAAGUCUCCCCGUUCGAGGUCUCCUGGAAGAACCAAGAGCGACUGCAAUCAACAGCAGCCAUCGCUGAGCAGGAACUCCUCAAGGAAAGCUGAACAAUCUCCUCACAGGAGGAACCCACUUGCUGAAAUUGACCCUAGCUCUCUGGCUUACCCGCAAGCCAGCGGGGCCAAGGCCAGCAGCAAUUGGGCACAUAAUGAUGGCAGGGAACCGAUUCAGAAGCAAAACCCUCUGCCUGCUGCUGAAAGCCUGAAGCAGCCGCUGACGAGGAGCAGGUCAUCAAGGAGAUCCCGAGAUCUGGAUAUAAAUACUGAAGCUUUACUCAAUCCACAGCAAACGUCCUACACUUCAUUGUUGCUGGAAGACAUCCACAACUUCCAUAACAAGAGCAGUAACACUAACAUAAUCAGCAACAACAGCAACAACAUUCCUCCAUCGAUGUCGUCGUCAUUCCAGCUACCGGCUUGUGUCACAAAAGCGUGCUCGAUCCUUGACGCGGUGGCUGACCUCAACUCUACCACAAGCUCCAACUUGUCAUCCACAUUGUCCGAAGAUCAUCACCGUAAGCAGCAGCAGCAGCUGUCCAAGGCCAAAGACCCUUUUUUGGUGGAAUCUGAGGUGGUGACAAUCGAUGAUCUCAUGGAACCGAGCUUCCACAAGUAUGUGACUGUGAGAAGGGGAAGUGGGUUGUCAUGUGGUAGGGAAGAAGAGAUGGAAAUGCAAGAAGAAUCUUCAGGGAGCAACAGCAUUGUUGCCGGUGGUGGUGGUGGUUGGGGGAAUUCGUCUUAUAACUCCGGGUGGGAGCCUAGUUCAGCUGAUUCGACGGAUCGAUGGAGCUCGAGGGACAACAACAACACCGUUAAGGAGAGGGAGGUGGAGGAGGAGAAGAAUGCUGUUGCUGCCCCUUUGGGACUUGGAAUCGGGCAGAGGGUUCACGGUUUGGGUGAGAAGAGAUCAUCAUCAGGAGGAGGCAGGGAGAUGAUGGGAGGAAUUGAAGAGGCGGCCAGGAUGGCGUUUAGUGGGCAGAGGAAUGGAGGGAUUGGGCGGGGAAGGCUUGCUGCUAGUGGCAAUAGAAGUCAUCAUCUCCUCGCAACAACUAGUAAUGUUGCUGCUGCUGCUUCCACGUAGUAGAGCAUGGCGCGUUUUUCAUUCUUUUGGUGUAAUUUGGUCAUGUAUUUUUUCUCUCUACUCCACGCACUUGUGGUCUGUUGUUGUUCUUCAUCUUCUUAGAACUUGAGGACGUAGUUAAGAAGCGAUUUGGUUUAGUUGGCUGUUGUUGCAAGCUCGCAACUUCGCCAUUUCCGUUGUUCAAUCCUAGCUGACCUUUUCGUAUCCUUAACAUUCCAACUUCCUGUAGUUUAUAUUCUGUAAACGCUCUUGCUUCAGAGAUCACUCUUUUGAACCAUCACAAACUUGCAGUAGCCUUGUAUUCUACUAUUGUACUACUAAGCUUCACCAUGAACAAGCUUGGAUGAUCGUCAUGUACAGAGCUUACAGUAUCAAGUGAAGUCCCCUGAUCCAAUCUUCUGACAGCAGUUGAAGCAACUAUUCUGCUGAUCAUAAUGUUGGUGUCGGGAGGAACUGAACUGAUGUUGCAGUAUCAGCAUCUGCUACUGUAUGUUCAUGUUUAGCUUCUUAAAUUGACAUCCUUUUUAAGAGAAAGGUCUGGUGAUUAGACUCCUUUGCUCUAUUUAUUUGAGUCAGUGUGCUGUUUAGCUUUGGUCCAUGCAAGAUCAGUGAAAAACACAUAAUUUUUUUUUUCCUUCUAAACACACAAAAUCACAAAAAUUGACCCAAUUUGAAUCGCCUCAUUUUACAUUAAUUUGAAUUGAUAAAGGGAUCGAUAGUACAUUUUAAAAUCAUACAUCAAUUAUGGAAUGAGACAAUUGUGAGGCAAUUGGAUUAAAUAACCUUAUUUAAAAAAUCCAUCAUUCAAAGGAUGUCUAUUUCUUCCUUGCUUAAUAUAUAGCUAAAUAAAACUUAUUUAUGAUCAUUUUGUCAUCAACUGUUAAUUCUAACCGUCAACGACAAUUUUGAGUACAUAAAUUAUAAAUGAAAAUUCCAACAAAAAUUGAAAUUUAAU
Linum trigynum is the source of this 3814-nucleotide messenger RNA. The record is from the annotation of a GenBank genome assembly. Lineage: Eukaryota; Viridiplantae; Streptophyta; Magnoliopsida; Malpighiales; Linaceae.